UCUAACGGUGCGGUGAGGUGAUAAACGCGCAAUAUUGUGCCCAAAUUAAUUUUCACCAUGGAAAAGGUGGUUACAAAUAGGAACCUGAAUGGUUUCAAUGGUGAGCAGUUCACCGAACAAGUGACAGAUCAAAAGGACUCAAUUUCAACAAGUGACCAAAAAGUGGCACACCGAUUCCGAAAACUGAAAAUUGACCCAUCGUUCACAGCCAUAUUGCCUUCUGCUGUCGACACCGAAGAGCAUGAUUACGAUGAGCAUACCACGGAGAGUGACGACAAUGAACGUGGCAUUCGAACGCAGUAUGUGAGACUAAACGAGGAACAGCACGUUGAGGCAGUGGUGAUCCUGAAGAACGAUGGAACAAAAACCGGGCCGGAUGAAAUGGAGGAUCUACUGCAAAGCAACGGGAAACUCAAAUUCAAUUUGACACCAGAACAGUUGGGUGGCAUUGCCGGUGGUAGUGCGACCAUGGAAAAUAGAAGUAUUCCGCGAAAGUCCAGUCUCCGCAGAAACUCUGUGUUCAGUAACCAAUCGGACCUGGAGAAGCAGCUGGUGAUGGAGAAACCGAAACCUAUUCCGGAACCGGCAGGAAUGUAUGAUGUUCCCAAGAGGAUUUUGAUGCCAAUGUUUUCUGAAGACCAGGAUUUCAUGGAUAUGAACAGUUUUUACGACCGAAAUGCCCAGCUGAAGUUCGACGAGAUUCUCACCGUGUAUGACCAGUUCCCGAUGGAUUUUCUUCCCAGUAAGUACAAAUGUGGUGUCUGCAAAAAACUAUGCCAUGAGCCACGUGUGCUGGAUUGCCUGCAUACUUUUUGCAAACGGUGUCUGAUAGAGCUGGAGGCCAACUCGAACAGCGGAAGCAACCUAUUUUGGCGACGGAUCAACGAGUGUGCCAACUUUGACUGGGAUAGUAAGGUCAAGAGUGGCGAGCUUGAAGCAAACGAUGAAAGCAACAGAGAAAAUGAAAAGUUCCUAGCUGGGGCGACUUCCACACAUGAAUCCUCACGUGCCAUCAAUUGUGCUGCUAAUCAUGAUGGUUUCAGCGGAGAAUCACGUUUCGAUCAGAUUAGAGCGUCUUUUCAGAACUUCAAGGAGAAAAACUGUUUGAAGUCACCGUCUAAAGAGAGGGAUUGUUACUGUUUCCAGACUAAAAGCAAUCUAAAGCUCGCAGCGAAAAUUGACCAAGAAAAGGAUUUGAUCUGUCCCAGUUGCGGAUUGGCAACCGUGCUCCCACUGGGAGGAGUGAAUCGCUUACCGCCUCAUUUUGUCAUGGAACGCAAAAUUGAAGAUAUGGUUUCGGCUUGCGGAAAUCCUCCGCCGAAUCUGUUCUGCGAAUUGUGCACCAAUGAAGUCACGGCCACAUCGUCGUGCUCCACGUGUUCCCUCAAGUUGUGUAGCUUUUGCAAGGAAGCCCACCAGCGGCAGCGUAAUACAGCCCAGCAUAAGGUUCGCUCGCUUGGGGAGCUGUUGAAAAAAUCCCGCCACAAUGAUCCGGAGGCACGCUCGAUUAAGUGUCCCAUGCAUCCGGAGCAUCAAUUAAAAUUAUUCUGCACCACUUGCCAUCAAGUCAUAUGUAACGAGUGCACCGCUUUCAUUCACCGGGACCAUAAAUACACGUCUGCAUCGAAAGCGGGAAAGGUUUACAGUAAGUUUGUGAAAAAUGCAAUCGAGCAGACGAAACCGCUCGAAGAUUACGCCAUGCAAUCGAUCGGACGGCUCAAUGACAUGUCGAUAAGGAUCAACAGCAAGUGUGAAGCGGUCCAACGGGACGUGGAAGCUUACAUCGAUGAGUAUGUUGCUGCACUGGAGGACCACCGGAAGGCGCUGCUAAAACAAAUCGGCGAGGUGCGGGAGGCGAAGAUGGCAAUGAUAAUGGCACAGAAGGUGGAUUUGGAACAACGCUCCCAAAAUGCACGCACAGCCAUCGACUUUGCCGAGGAGAUCAUCAACGAAGGCAAUGAGAUAGAAAAUUUAAUAUUUGUUAGCAUCCUGCUGAAACGCUUCGAGCAAUGUUUGCGCUCCAACCGGGCGCUUGAUUUCAAGGUGACGGAUACAUUGGAAUUCCUACCGGAUGAAAUGACACCCUGUUUCCGGGUGCAAAACCUAGUUCCACUUUACGGUAUCAUCACGACCCAGAAGGCUGAUCCAAGAAAGUGCUCACUUGUGAAUUGUGCUGAGCUAGCCAGCCUCAAAGUGCAUCGAAAGGUUGAGCUGUCACUUGUCACCAAAGAUUAUGAAGGUAGACCUAUGAACCACGGUGGAAUCACCGUACAGACGGACCUUCGCCACCAGGAGGAUGAUUCUCGGCCAAUCUCACUCAACGUGGCAGAUAACCGCAACGGGACCUAUGGGUUAUCUUUUGUGCCGGAGCGAGCAGGUGUGAUGAGCCUGAUGGUCUCUGUGGAUGGGAAAAUUAUUGAGGGUUGCCCAUAUGUGCUGAGAAUUCACAACUUACGGCCACACAACGGUGUUUAUCAUUGUUGUUCGUUCUGCUCCAGCAACGGGUCGAAAUACAGCACGUGUGCUUGCGGAAGCAUCAUGCCCGGAGGCUACAAAGGUUGCGGCCACGGUCACGAGGGACACCCCGGUCACCGUCACUGGUCCUGCUGUGCAAGCUUGUUGGAGCAUUCGGAUUGUACGACCAAGAAAGUAAAGUGAACACGCAUAACAUAUGUGUUUGGCAGCAGUAGGUGCUACUUUACGAUCACCGUAAGCAGUGAGGGAACAGUAAAGUAAUAUGAGAUAGGAAAACCUAUAGAUAAGAAAACAUAUGGCGAGAAAAAUAUUUUUUCCUCAUGAUAUGAGACAUUGGUAAUUUUAAUUUCCAACAAUUUUAAAUUUUGAUUUAUAUGAGAGCGAUUUACUUUGUCCAUCACUUUACUAGGUUCAAAUGUCCAUACAUUGAUUUUGAUUCACAGCGUAGAAGACGCUGUAUGAAAGUUAUGUAAUAAAUAAAAGAAGAGCUGAAAUAAACAUGCAUAUACUACAUUGAACAACGUUAAUCAAAUAAUUCGUUUCAAUACAGACUAAACAGUACCACUUUUCUGGUGAACAA
Aedes aegypti (yellow fever mosquito) is the source of this 3055-nucleotide messenger RNA. RefSeq names its product tripartite motif-containing protein 45. NCBI's taxonomy places the organism in Eukaryota, Metazoa, Arthropoda, Insecta, Diptera, Culicidae. Gene Ontology annotation, molecular function: zinc ion binding; protein binding; ubiquitin-protein transferase activity. Gene Ontology annotation, biological process: positive regulation of DNA-templated transcription. The transcript is spliced from 7 exons. The coding region runs from base 58 to 2658 and encodes 866 amino acids. The record is from RefSeq and is a predicted model, not a curated record. Gene Ontology annotation, cellular component: chromatin; nucleoplasm.